UGUCAGCGUGUCAGUGUUUCGCAGUCGCGGAAAAGCUUAGCUUCUGCUGGGAUGCGUCGUUCUUCUGCGAAAGAGAGAGAAAGAAUGGAUGAAGAAGAAGGUAUGGAGGUGUUGGAUUCCGCUUUGUCUCUCAUCAAUUGGCGCCUCAAACCUUCUUCAAAGCGUCGUCUUCAAUUAGAUAUGAUGGCACUCUCCACAAGAUUGAGACCCGUAGUAAUGGUGGACUACGGUGGAAUCAUGCCUCAGCUUCAGCACCAUCUCUCUCACCUCCUCCAAUUCAUUCACAAAGAAUCCCCAAUUUUCGAGCAUAUCAGAUUGAUGGUUAUACAAGACAUGAUAUACUUGAUUCAUCUACUUGAACUUGCUGAAUAUGUUAAAUCAAGCUUCAACAAUGAAAUUCCGUUGCACUUUGUUGAUCUUCAACACGAACCUCCAAAGAUGGUAACAAACAUUGAGGAGAGUCCAUUAGCAAUGCAGCUGGUUUCAAUUCAGAAGCUGUUCUUGACAUUGUUUCCUACUACUCCUCAAGAAGGAACCAGCAACAAUGAUCCUGCACCGACCAAUGAUUCGAAAUGUGUGGAUGAUGAUGCAGAUUUGGCUAGUAAGCGUGUUCACUCUCAUUCUGCUGCUGAGUGUAUUGAUCUCAGUAGCUGCAUGGACAACACUGAUGUCACUGUGCCAACCUUGAAUGGAUGGCUUCUAGGAUAUCCAGUGGUGUAUUUAUUUGGCAAGGAGCAUAUUGCUGAUGCUAUUUAUAAUCUUUCGACCAAAUAUCUUAAUAUUUUCCAAGUGUUCAUCUGCAGGAAUAAUACUCUCAAGAAAGGAACACAAGCAGAAGAACUGUUAAGUUUUUCAGUGCCUUAUGAUCUAAGCAUUAGAGGUAGCAAUGAACAAUGGGCAGAGGCCUUCAUGGCUAACAUGCAGACCAAGUUUGAAAGAUGUGCAAAUGCUUGGAAAUCGUUAAAGAUGGAGGUUAGUGAGUGCAAUCCUCAAGCUAUCGUGCUAUAGUUGUCACCACUCACCUCAUCUAAUCCUCCUCUACCGUUGAACAAUGUAUAUUAUGCAAAGGGAAAUGCUAGGGAGCUAGCAUUUCUAGUAGAAAAGAAAAAUUGAUUAGUGUCGACUUAAAUAUAAGGCAAAUAUAUUAAAAAACUGUUGGUCA
Messenger RNA from Arachis duranensis, 1162 nucleotides. RefSeq lists its product as uncharacterized. NCBI's taxonomy places the organism in Eukaryota, Viridiplantae, Streptophyta, Magnoliopsida, Fabales, Fabaceae. The record is from RefSeq and is a predicted model, not a curated record. The transcript is spliced from 6 exons. The coding region runs from base 52 to 1008 and encodes 318 amino acids.